Messenger RNA from Oldenlandia corymbosa var. corymbosa, 2728 nucleotides. Lineage: Eukaryota; Viridiplantae; Streptophyta; Magnoliopsida; Gentianales; Rubiaceae. The record is from the annotation of a GenBank genome assembly.
UUCUUUUGUCAGUGUAAUGAGAGAAUGUUUAUGAUGAAAAGACAUUGUUGCGAUUGUAAGAAUGAUGAUUAGUUAUGCGUUAAAAAAAUUUUCUUUCAUAGACAUCUAAUUUGACAUUGGUCAUAACAUUCUUCUAAGAGUAGAAGGAGAAUUAAUUUACAUGUGGUUUAAUAUUUUUCCAAGAGUCUUUUAAUCUUUUUAUUUUUGGUUCAAUUUUUGUAAGAGUCAAACCGGAAAAAGAAUGUGAAAACAAAUACAGCAAAACUCACCAAAAUCAGCCAGGUCUCCUUUGCGUGCACUUCUUGUUCUUUGUGUUAAGCUUAUUUCACAAUCAAACGCAACAAAAAAUGUGGAAAUAAACAGAAAACGACAAUCAACUCUUCUGUUGCUUUGUGCUACAUAAUUCCUAAUUAUUCUUGGCUACAGAAGAAAAAACGCUCAACGUUCUUAAGCAACUGCCCAAAAAUAAAAAUCAUUUCUUUUCUCUCUCUAGAUUCUCGUCGAAUAUCUGACCCUUUUCCGACCUCUCACACGAAUAAAAAAUUUGUUAGUUUUAAGAAUUUGUUCCGAAAAUCUUGGAGCUCUGUCCAAUGAUCUCCAGCUCUGCUCACUGAAAGGAAAUUAAACAAUAGGAUAUGGAAAUUAUUGUUUGCAAUGCUACAUAUAGCCAUUAUGUUGUAAAAUUCAGUGGAAAUAUUCUUGGGAGCUGCCAAAAUCCUGUCCGCAGAAAAAUUCCCAAUUUCAGGGUAAGAAAGUUGAUACCUUUGGUUUGUCAAUCAGAGCUCAAGCAUAUCCAAUGUUCCAAUUUAAAUCGAUUUGGGUUGAGGAGGCUUGAGAAAAUUCACAAGUCUAGAACACUUGAAGCUCCUAAAGGAUAUGAACAUGGUGGUGAUCCUAUUGUUCUGAGUGAAAGUGUUAACCCUUAUGUACUUGGUGGCAAGGAAGGUAUAACUGACCAGUCAACUCCUAAGGUCUUGAUUCCAAGUUUGCCAGAUGAAACCAAGGGAGAAUCUGUUGCCGAAAUUACACGUUGUUCCUGGGAGUGGAAACCAAAACUGAAUGUUUACUAUGAAAAAGCAGGAUGUGACAAUGUUGGUUCUCCACCUGUUCUAUUUCUACCUGGUUUUGGAGUCGGCUCCUUUCACUAUGAGAAACAGUUAAAGGAUCUUGGACGUGAUUAUAGAGCAUUUGCCCUGGAUUUUCUUGGUCAAGGCUUGUCACUUCCGCGCGAAGAUCCAACUUGGCAGACAAACAAUGGUAAUGAGCCGAAUUCAAACAUAGAGAAUUCUUUCUGGGGUUUUGGAGAUGAGACUGAACCUUGGGCAAAAGAGCUUGUUUAUUCUGCCGACUUGUGGAAGGACCAAGUCUGUUAUUUUGUAAAGGAGGUCAUCAGGGAACCUGUUUAUCUCGUUGGAAACUCACUUGGAGGCUAUAUUGCUGUCUACUUUGCCGCAUGCCACCCUGAAUUGGUGAAGGGUGUAACUUUGCUCAAUGCGACCCCUUUCUGGGGAUUUCUUCCUAAUCCUGUAACAUCUCCAAGAUUGUCAAAAAUGCUUCCUUGGGCCGGGACAUUCCCCAUUCCUUCCAGGGUUAAAAAUAUUACAGAAAUUGUAUGGCAGAAAAUCAGUGAUCCUGAGAGUAUUGCUGAGAUACUUAAGCAGGUGUAUGCGGACCACUCAACGAAAGUUGACAAGGUCUUCUCCAGUAUAGUCGAUGUUACAAAGCACCCAGCUGCUGCUGCAUCAUUUGCCUCAAUUAUGUUUGCUCCCCGGGGACAAUUAACUUUCGAGGAGGCUUUAUCUAGGUGUAAAAUGAGUGACAUACCCAUCUGUCUCAUGUACGGGAAAGAAGACCCUUGGGUAAAGCCUAUCUGGGGUUUACAAGUGAAGCGCCAACUGCCCGAAGCUCCGUAUUAUGAGAUCAGCCCUGCUGGUCACUGCCCUCAUGAUGAAAUUCCAGAGGUAUGAAGUGAAGUUUAGUUUUAUACUGGACUUGUGGUUGUGGGCGUUACAGUUGAAUACAGACUACAUAAUCUACUUCGAAUCUUGUGGUACAGGUUGUGAAUUUUUUGUUACGGGGGUGGAUCAGAAAUGUGGAGUCUCAAGGCUCAGUUGCACUGCCAUUGCUUGAUAGCCCGGAAAAUUUUCUCCUUGAUUUUGUGAUAGACACAGAAUUUGUUAGAGAAGGUUCAAAAAGAUUAGCCACUGUUAAUUUCUAUGGAUCCAAAGCUUCUUUUUGGGAAAGGAUAGUCUCUUUAGUCAAGUCACAGUUUCGAAGUGUCGUAAAAGGAAGGUCAAGGAAGGAGCGCACGUCUUUUACUUGAUCGUUUUACAUUUUCCUUAGAUAGUAGAUGUAUAUUUCUUUUUUAUUUCCUAUUUUGUUUUUCUGGUAUAGUUUUCCGUGUAGUUUGUGAAGGGAAAAAGCUAGAGGAGUUUAUUAGAGCAGUUGGCCAAUGUACCGACACUACAUUGUUUCGGGCUUCUUUGGAUUUGUUCCAAUGUACAGAAAACAUCAUCUUAUAAUAGUUGAUUCCUGAUUGUAUUGCACUAGAUGAUUAUGAUUAGUGCAAUGUCACUGUAUAGUAGUAUAUACUCAUGGCCGUUUCGACCAUCCAGUAAGGUUUAUAUAUUUUUCAUAGUGACUUGUUUUCUGCUCAUCUGGUGUCUGCUAUAAUGUAUUGUAAGCAUGUAUUACAAGAAGACAAACUCGCUAUACUAGUGAUGACCAU